GGCUGCCUUCGAUACUGUGAACCAUCAGAUCCUCCUCUCCACCCUCUCCGAGUUGGGCAUCUCCGGCGCGGCCCACGCUUGGAUUGCGUCCUACCUGACAGGUCGCUCCUACCAGGUGGCGUGGCGAGAAUCUGUCUCCUCACCACGCGCUCUCACCACUGGUGUCCCCCAGGGCUCUGUUCUAGGCCCUCUCCUAUUCUCGCUAUACACCAAGUCACUUGGCUCUGUCAUAACCUCACAUGGUCUCUCCUAUCAUUGCUAUGCAGACGACACACAAUUAAUCUUCUCCUUUCCCCCUUCUGAUGACCAGGUGGCGAAUCGCAUCUCUGCAUGUCUGGCAGACAUAUCAGUGUGGAUGACGGAUCACCACCUCAAGCUGAACCUCGGCAAGACGGAGCUGCUCUUCCUCCCGGGGAAGGACUGCCCGUUCCAUGAUCUCGCCAUCACGGUUGACAACUCCAUUGUGUCCUCCUCCCAGAGCGCUAAGAACCUUGGCGUGAUCCUGGACAACACCCUGUCGUUCUCAACCAACAUCAAGGCGGUGGCCCGUUCCUGUAGGUUCAUGCUCUACAACAUCCGCAGAGUACGACCCUGCCUCACACAGGAAGCGGCGCAGGUCCUAAUCCAGGCACUUGUCAUCUCCCGUCUGGAUUACUGCAACUCGCUGUUGGCUGGGCUCCCUGCCUGUGCCAUUAAACCCCUACAACUCAUCCAGAACGCCGCAGCCCGUCUGGUGUUCAACCUUCCCAAGUUCUCUCACGUCACCCCGCUCCUCCGCUCUCUCCACUGGCUUCCAGUUGAAGCUCGCAUCCUCUACAAGACCAUGGUGCUUGCCUACGGAGCUGUGAGGGGAACGGCACCUCAGUACCUCCAGGCUCUGAUCAGGCCCUACACCCAAACAAGGGCACUGCGUUCAUCCACCUCUGGCCUGCUCGCCUCCCUACCACUGAGGAAGUACAGUUCCCGCUCAGCCCAGUCAAAACUGUUCGCUGCUCUGGCUCCCCAAUGGUGGAACACACUCCCUCACGACGCCAGGACAGCGGAGUCAAUCACCACCUUCCGGAGACACCUGAAACCCCACCUCUUUAAGGAAUACCUAGGAUAGGAUAAA
Molecule: messenger RNA, 1111 nt
Organism: Oncorhynchus keta (chum salmon)
Lineage: Eukaryota; Metazoa; Chordata; Actinopteri; Salmoniformes; Salmonidae
Exons: 2
Coding region: 356-1105 (249 amino acids)
Source: RefSeq, a predicted model, not a curated record